Messenger RNA from Rattus rattus (black rat), 324 nucleotides. RefSeq names its product 40S ribosomal protein S19-like. Gene Ontology annotation, cellular component: ribosome; cytosolic small ribosomal subunit. NCBI's taxonomy places the organism in Eukaryota, Metazoa, Chordata, Mammalia, Rodentia, Muridae. Gene Ontology annotation, molecular function: structural constituent of ribosome; RNA binding. The record is from RefSeq and is a predicted model, not a curated record. Gene Ontology annotation, biological process: translation; ribosomal small subunit assembly.
AUGCCUGGAGUUACUGUAAAAGACGUUAACCAGCAGGAGUUAGUCAGAACUCUGGCAGCCUUCCUCAAAAAGUCCGGGAAGUUGAAAGUCCCCGAAUGGGUGGCCACAGUCAAGUUGUUGGCCAAACAUAAAGGGCUUGCCCUAGAUGAGAACUGGUUCUACACACGAGCGGCUCCCCCAGCACAGCACCUCUACCUCCGUGGUAGUGUGGGGGACCAAGAUGGGCCGCAAGUUAACACCUCAGGGACAGAGAGAUCUGGACAGAAUCGCUGGACAGGUGGCAGCUGCCAGCAAGAAACAUUAGAACAAAGGAUGCUGGGUUAA